Messenger RNA from Fomitopsis serialis, 612 nucleotides. RefSeq lists its product as uncharacterized. Lineage: Eukaryota; Fungi; Basidiomycota; Agaricomycetes; Polyporales; Fomitopsidaceae. The transcript is spliced from 4 exons. The record is from RefSeq and is a predicted model, not a curated record. The coding region runs from base 1 to 612 and encodes 203 amino acids.
AUGCCCUACCGCAUCUGCUCGAGCAUCGACAUGGUCGUGGAGCACGCCACCGCCCCGCUUGACAUCGAUGCUGUCGUCGAUAGGCCAGCCAGUCGGGCAUACGCGAACGUGAUGUGGUACCUAAACACCCAGUUCAAGGUUCAGCGGGGUGCCCACACGCGUGGACAGGCGGGCCACUCAUGCGGUGCUAGAGUUGCAGAUAUCGCCGACGGUGUAGCUCCGAUGGUUAUAGCGUGUGAGGGAACAGUUGAAUCCGUGAAACGGAAUGUCCGUGCACCGCAGCCCGAUCAAGCUCGUUUCCACGCGCGCAGGGUCGCGGUGAACACGAAGUGGGAGUCGGGCAGACCUGCCAGUGAGAAGCGCGCGCACCUGCGCGAGAAACGCACGAGUGGCCAGAUUUGCCACGAGCAUCCGCAUCAGUGGUCCUUGCGAUCCGCGAAGGCUUGGGGGGGCGAGAAGAGGUACCGCGCGUCAGGUCUUGACCAGGCAGGAUGGGAAGCGGCGCUUGAGCGUGGCGUGGUAGCGGGGACGCUUCAAGGGAAAUUGAACGUUAUUCUGUGCAGCAGUAGUGCGGCGUCGCACAGAAUGCCAAUCAGAGGUGAAGCAUCCUAG